This is a messenger RNA of Nicotiana tabacum (common tobacco), 752 nucleotides long. NCBI's taxonomy places the organism in Eukaryota, Viridiplantae, Streptophyta, Magnoliopsida, Solanales, Solanaceae. The record is from RefSeq and is a predicted model, not a curated record.
CACAUAUAGAACCGAUAAACAAGCAAUAAGAAGCAGAAAUGGGGAAAACAGAACGGUAACUCAUGAGACGACUGGCUGGGUCGUCACACUUACCUUUGCUUUCCGAAAGCCAUUCAGCCAAAAGGCGUUCGAGAUGAUACGACUUGUAUUGUGAUUGACAUACAACCCCCAGAAAAAACAAUUCCUCCUCCACCGCCGCCCAAAAAGUCAUGGAAAAGAGUAUUUAAGUCCAUGUUUCGCAAAAAAUCUUCCGAGUCAUAUUGUAAUAUCGAGAAAGAUUGUUGUGAAGCAGAUAUGGUGGAAGAACUAUUUGAGGAAGGAUCUGCAUCACUUUCAGACAGGUUAAACACGAAAUAUCCAGUCUGUAAUGUGUUUAAGUUAUUCACAUGUGCCGUCUGUCAAGCGGAGAUAAAACCUGGAGAAGGCUUUUCAAUACAUGCUAGUUCCUUGAAAGCAAGAAAUUUGUGGCUGUGGGAUGGUCCUUUCCUUUGCUCUAGCUGCCAAGAGAAGAAAGAAGCCAUGGAAGGAAAUUAAAGAGACCUUCAGGAAUUCAGUGCCUCGCUUUAUAUAUACAUUUUAAAACUCUUGUCUCAUUAAUGAAUUAAACUAUGUUAUCAAAACAUCAGAAAGUCUGUAUUUCUGAUGGUUUCAUCCUCUUUCAUUUGUAAGUAUCAAUAUACAGCUUUUUAAUUUUUGUUUCACCCCAGUUCUCUUAUAGUUUGGAAUAUCUCUAAUGACACUAUAUUCAUCAA